UCCAGUCUAACACGAAAGAAGUGAUGAAUCGUGUAUCAAAAUUACCUGGCUAUGCAGUUCUCAAACCAAAGGUGAUGAUAUCAGCUACUAAAGAAACUGAGUUCAUGAAUCCUGACAAAUUCGAUGCUCGGAGGUUGUUCUUGAAACAAAGGCUAGCAGAAAAAAUCGGCACAUGUCAUGAACAAACCGGUCAUGAAGUUCCAUCAAGCAACCAAGUAAACAUGGAUCAAGAGAAUCAAAAACGAUUUGAUGUGUUUACUUUGCCUUCUGACCAAGAAUCCGAGGUAGAAGCAAGAGAGAAAAGCCAUAAAAAAAGCCGAGUACACAAGUUUUCCAAGCUGAAAGUCAUCACUAAAAUUCGUGAUCAAAGAGUACAAUUGUCAAAAGCAACUGAAAUUAAUAUUGUUCAACUUAUAGAUAAAUUGAGAGAAAUUGCGCCAACAUUACCAGCAUCUGAACAUGGUACAAUUUUCAUGAAGUCAUUGUUCCAAUUAAUUAUUGAAAUUAAUACAAAGUUGAAUUGCUUCAAGGAAACUCGGUCACAUGAAACGAGUAUACCUCUGGAUCGCGAGAUAAAGAUUUCCAAGGCUCAUGGCAAGGAGGAAAUCAAGUUAAAUGACAGAAUGAAUCUCCCUCUACUUGCAUAUGCAAAAGCUAUUGAUGCAGAUAAACCACAUCUCGUGGUUUCAAGAAUCAUAAGAUUUUGUUUUGAUACUGAUUUCAAGCUCAAUUGUGAGUUGAAUGAAGAGCCAAAUGAAAGCAACUUUCUAUAUCGACUUGGUAACAGUAAUCUUGAAGGCAUGGAACGCGUAGAAGAUGGGCGAGAUAUUUUGGACAUGAUAAUUGAACAUGCCCAUAUGGUCAAAGAAUAUUCAAGCAUGUCAUCACAAAGUUAUCGAGAGUCAAUGCAACAAGUUACUAAAGCACUAUAUGAUUGCAAGCGUCGUGAGAUUGACCGGUUGGAAAAGGUUUUGGAGCAAGAGAGACAUGGUAAACAAGAUUUCAAUCAGGAAGAUGAUACUGUUGAAAUCCAAUAUGAAGAUCUUGAAGCGAUUCACGAUAAACAUGACAAUCUUGCCACUAAUCUACUGACUCCAUCCUUUUCCUUCCAUUCAAUUUGACCAUAUUGACUCGUUUUUUUA
Molecule: messenger RNA, 1142 nt
Organism: Tetranychus urticae (two-spotted spider mite)
Lineage: Eukaryota; Metazoa; Arthropoda; Arachnida; Trombidiformes; Tetranychidae
Source: RefSeq, a predicted model, not a curated record